AUGUCACGACUUCCCGCUGAUUGCCUUAAUGACAUUUUUGAAUACUUGGAGGACGACAAGAGUACGUUGGUUGCGUGCCUUCCCAAUGAAUCAAAGAUCUUUUUACACACGAAUAAGAUUUUCAUUGCAACUCCAACUUCAAAUCCCCCAUUGUUUAAUUAUGUAUCAUUUUGCAAAGUCAUUUCAAUUCAUGGGAUUAAUCAAAUGGUCAAACUUGUUUCGAAAUAUAAUAAUUAUUUGAUCUCGCAAGAAAUCUUGAAGAUGUUUAUGAACAAAAUUACUUGUUUGCAAGAGUUGAAAUAUUAUUCAGAUCAUGAUAGCAUCUCACGUAAUAUAAAAUUUACAAAAUUUCCUGGAGCGACGCUAUGUUUAAAAAAUCUUUCAAAGUUAAAUUGUAGUUCGGACCUUCAUUCCGAAUUUUUUAGUCAGUUAUCACAAUUAUGUUGUAAUCUACAAUCCCUCACCAUAGAAUUUGAAGAGUCCGUUACAAAAGAGUUAAAAGAUUUAAUCUCAUCGCAACGCAACUUGGAAUAUUUAACAUUAAUCCAAUCCGAAGAUCUGACAGAUAUUACCGACAUCAUACCUUCGUUGAUCAAACAUUCGAACACCUUGACCAAAUUAAAAAUCAUUGGUGGAACUUCCAUCUUCAUCUCUGCCUUCUCAAAUAUACAAGAACUCAUCUUAUCACAUCUAUAUAGUCAGUAUCUCGGUAAUCCCUUUGAAGAUUUCAAGGAAUUACAAUUCGUUAAAUUUCCGCAGUUACAAAUUUUAAAAUUACAACUUAUCUAUAGAUUACCAAAUUAUGAAAACUUGAUCAACUUUUUGGAGAACAAUGGAAAGAAUUUAAAGGUUCUUUACAUUGAUGAUUCGGAUUAUUCAUUAAACUUAUCAAUAGCAAAAUUUUGUCCAAAACUUGAAUCGCUGUUUAAUAUCAUUCUGGUUAAUGAAAUAGGAUCAUUAAAAUUGAUUCUGAUGAGUUGCAAGCUACUAAAAAGUAUUAAAGUUUGGUGCGGUGAAGAUGAUUAUUUGAAUGAGAGAGAAUUAUUAGAUACGGUAGUAAAAUGUUCACCUAAUAACUUUUAUGAGUUAAAAAUUUAUUACAUAAAUAAUGUACGAACGGAAUUACAUCCAGAAGAAUUGGAAGAAUUUUUAAUAGGUUGGACGAAUCGUAUCCCGCAAAAGUCACUUUCUCUGAUCCUUAUUACAGGAUAUUGUACAAACAGUUUAAAUACAAAGAAAGAAAAUAUGGAAGUGAUUGAAAAAUACAAAAAGUCGGGUGUGAUUAAAAGUUUCGAAGUCGUAAAUUUUGAUGAUGAAUCAGACUUUUGCCUGCCUUAA
Messenger RNA from Funneliformis mosseae, 1338 nucleotides. Lineage: Eukaryota; Fungi; Glomeromycota; Glomeromycetes; Glomerales; Glomeraceae. The record is from the annotation of a GenBank genome assembly.